Molecule: messenger RNA, 541 nt
Organism: Magnolia sinica
Lineage: Eukaryota; Viridiplantae; Streptophyta; Magnoliopsida; Magnoliales; Magnoliaceae
Product: protein S40-1-like
Exons: 1
Coding region: 60-437 (125 amino acids)
Source: RefSeq, a predicted model, not a curated record
UCCACUCUCUUAAAAGAAGAAAGCGAACGGAAAAGCUACCUUUUAAAAAAAAAAAAACGAUGGGCGAGUUUCAAGAAGCCGACGUGAUCUGGGCCGACCACUCCAUCGACGAUACCUGCCGUCCGAUCUCCUCCGUCUCCUCAAAGUCUCCCCACCGAAGCUCCAAGCACCAACGGAAAGAGUCGUCGCCUGUAAGAAUACCAGCUGAACGUCGCACGUGGAAGCUGGAUUUCGUGCGGGGAGAAUCCAACUCCAACGAGGACACGUUUGAAGACGAUGAGGGAGAGAUGGUGCCGCCUCACGUGACCGUGGCUAGAAGAAUAGCGGGACAGAUGGCUUUCUCUGUCUGCACCGGCAAUGGGCGGACUCUCAAAGGACGGGAUCUGAGCCAAGUCCGGAAUUCGGUACUCCGAAUGACAGGUUUCUUAGAGGGAUGACAUACACAGAAACUUCCGUGUAUAAUACAAUCGGAAUUACCUUUUUAUUUAAUUCCUUAUAAUUUAACCGGAAUUGUAAUAAUACGCAUGGAGCGCACUACGCA